AUGUCUUUAUCAAUAGUAAUUGGCGAAUAUUCUUUAGCGAAAGGACAUAUAGAAUACAUCCUUAUCAUCACAGACAAUGUGUCAGGAGAACGAUGGAGCUUUAAAAGAAGAUACUCACAAAUACGGCAUUUACACCAAAAUUUAAAGCAUUUUUCGAGCCAAGUCCCGAAAUUUCCACCUAAAAAAAUAUUUGGGAACAAAAAUAAAGAAUUUAUAGAAACACGAAAGAGAAGCCUUGAAAUAUAUCUAAAUUCUCUGUCAAAUAAUCAUGAGCUUGGGCAAAGUGCUUAUUUCAAAGAUUUUAUAAGACCGCAAGACAAAACUUUACUUAAGCAGGGGACUGAUAAAGCAAACACAGCAAAAAAUCGUCAAAAAACAGUAGAAGAAGCUGAAGAAGCAUUGAAGCCAGCACUUACUCAAAUUGUUGAAGAAACAAGCACUCAAUUCAUGGAUUUAUCUACACAACCAAAUCCAGUGGGAGAAGAAGACUCAAAGGCUAAAGCUAAAGAAUAUUUGCAAGCAGCUACAAAUAUAAGUUGCAUAUGAAAAUGUAAUGUUCCGAAAAAUGAUAUCCCAAUAUCAAACAUUUCAAGUCAAAAAAUAGCUCUGCACAGAGAAAACAUCGAUAAAAUUUUUAAUGAGGCUAUUGAUGCUUUGAGUAUGAUUAGUAUUGAGUGUGGAUUGAUUAUAUCAAAGGUAGUGGAUUAA
Blepharisma stoltei is the source of this 708-nucleotide messenger RNA. The record is from the annotation of a GenBank genome assembly. NCBI's taxonomy places the organism in Eukaryota, Ciliophora, Heterotrichea, Heterotrichida, Blepharismidae.